This is a messenger RNA of Musca vetustissima, 2856 nucleotides long. RefSeq names its product conserved oligomeric Golgi complex subunit 4 (gene Cog4). Bases 1 to 2856 code for a protein of 951 amino acids. The transcript is spliced from 9 exons. The record is from RefSeq and is a predicted model, not a curated record. Lineage: Eukaryota; Metazoa; Arthropoda; Insecta; Diptera; Muscidae.
AUGGAAUUGGCAUUUAUUGAUAAUAUUGAUUUGAACAGCAGCAAAAACAUUGACAUCGCGUUGCGAAAAAUAACAUGCGAAGAGGAAAAACUUAGCCGCAACUUAGAUGUUCUCCUGGCGAAACAAUGUAAAAUUGAAGCAAACAUGGCCGGAAUAAAUAAAGGCAUUAUCAAGAUGAAAAGCAUUAUUAAUGAUACCAAAAAGCUUGACUGCCAAAUAUCACACACGGCUAACUUAGCAACGUCAGUAAGCGCGAAGGUUCGGCGAUUAGACUUGGCUCGCAGUCGCGUUUCCGAAAGUCAACGAAGGGUACAUGACUUGAUCGAUUUGCAACUAUGUGGUCAAGGCGUUUCAACGGCAAUAGUUGAAGAAGACUAUGAAGUCGCUGCCGCUCACAUUAGUCGAUUUUUGGCAAUGGAUUUACAGUUACUUAAACGUACGGCAGAUGAUGUUCAAGGUUCUGAGAGUACAAUAAGCGAAUCUGUGCGAAUAUUGGAAUGUGGUGCAAGUGAAAUGCGAGAAAUAGCGGUUCGCCGAUUCGAGGAUGCAGUGAAAAAAGAUGAUUUGGCAUCAGUUGAACGAUUUUUUAAAAUAUUCCCCUUAUUAGGCCAUCACAUGGAAGGCAUAGAAAAAUUCUCGAAGUACAUAUGUUCUAAAUUGACAACGAAAAAUCAAAAGGAACUACGGAAUUCAAUGGAAAUUGCGAAAGCUGAUAAACGAGUUCAUUUAGCCUAUGCAGAUGCAAUGACAUCCUUGCUUGAAAACUCGGCGCGUGUAAUAGAAGUUAAUCAACCUAUAGUUGAUGCAUACUAUGGACACGGAUACUUAUUGGAAAUGUUAAAAAUUUUACAACGACAGUGCGAUAUCGAUGUUAAAAAUUUAUUAACAGAGUUUUUUAAAAAUCGUCAAAUUGAUAAAAGGAAACAGCAAAUUAACGAAGUUUUCUCUCGUAAUUCUUCGAAUACAAUUUCAUCAUCACCACACAUUGGACACUAUCGAAUGAACUCAGGAGGAUCGAUAGAUAAACUAAAUCCAAAGGAUAUCGAUGGAACGAUUGCCGAAAUAACAGUAAUGCAUUCUAGAAUUGAGUUGUAUUUUCGAUUUAUGAAAAGGCGUGUUGCGUUGGAUAUCGAAGAAGUCUCUGACGAAAGAUCGCUUAUUAAUGAUAAACUAGAAAACUUAAAUAAGUUGCUUCAAAAUUCCGAUUUAAGACGUCAAGCUCAAGAACUACUGGGAACCUAUCUGCUAUUCGAAAGGUAUUUCAUGGAGGAGAGUGUUUUGAAAGCUAUCGCAUUGGAUGUCCAUGAUAGUGGACAACUGUCAUCUUCGAUGGUUGACGAUGUAUUUUUUAUUCUACGAAAAUCAAUAAGACGGUCUUUAACAACAAUGUCUGUCAAUGGCACGUGUGCAGUUAUUAAUAAUGCAGCAGCGUGUCUAGACAACGAUUUUGUAAAUGCGUUAAAAAGUCAUUUACAACAAGGAUAUCCUUCGGGGUAUAUAGAUUUGGCUCAAGCCUACAGCGCUAUACAAAACACUUUACAACAAGGUAAAAUACAUUCCAGUGAUAACGAAAAGGCUCGUCUACAUUUUCUAGUAUACUUGAACAAUGCGGAUAUUUCAACCGAAUAUAUUGAUACUUUAUGGAAAACAAUGGACCUAGAAAUUUCCGGAGCAUAUCCUUCAAUGACAACAGUGGAAAAGCAAUUGAUAGAAAGCUGUCUUUCCGAAUUGAAAUCGGUUCGAGAUACUUUAAAAGCGUGUGUUGACUUUGGAAUGCAACAACUGAGGUCCAGUGCGAUCAAUCCGCGACUUCAUCCGUGGGUUGACCAAUAUCUUAGCUAUAAGCAUCAACUGACGGAGGAAGAAUUAGCGGCAUAUGAGGCUGGGGAAACAUUUAUACAAUUUCUUAUUGUUCAAAUUGAUGGAUUGCUGAACACAUUCAAACAAUGCUUAACAUCCCGGAACUACGAUGCUCUUAUUAGUAUUGUUGCCUCGGAAUUGACAACGAGGCUAGAACGAGCGAUCAAGAAGUGUGUUUUUAACCGAUUGGGUGGAUUAGUGCUGGAUCAGGAAGUUCGUGCCCUAGGUGCAUAUCUUGCAAGUGCGACGUCUUGGUCUGUCCGAGAUAAGAUGACUCGAUUGACACAAAUAGCCACAAUAUUGAAUUUAGAAAAAGUUUCAGAAAUCAACGAAUAUUGGAAUCCCCAGCAUUCUUCAGAGCUUACUACGUGGCGUAUAUCAGAAAACGAAGUAAAAUCUAUUCUAACACUAAGGAUUGAUUUCCGAAUGGAGGACAUAAAACGUAUUAAGUUGCAAUUAUUACUAGGUGCACCAUCAGUACCAUAUCCCAUGGUAUCUCUAUUCGAAUCUAGUUUUCGCAAAUCUGUCAUCACCACACUCUAUAAUACGAACCGUAUUUCAAACUCGUUUGUUAAACGCAAAGGAAGCGAAGCAUCCAAUUGUCCUUCUCUCGACGAUGUUAAUGUAAGCCUGGAGAGGCAGUCGGAUCUUCUCCACAAUCUUCUAGAGGAAACCGGCUCCUUCCGCCUUAGUCAGGAGAGCAUCCCAAAUCAGCUCUUGGAUGACUCACCCUUGUCGGACGAGGAUGACAUCAUGGAAACUACGGUGAUAAACACAGUAGCAACCAUGGUGUCUCCUCUAAAGCAAGGAGGGUCCUCACAGUUGCUGACUAGGGAAGUAAACCCUGGCGAGGUUGAGAAUCUCGACUCGAUCUCCACGGCCUGCAGUGAUGUCGCGAGACUACUCAGGCAGUUGGCUGUCGAAACAGAUGCUGGCACUGAUGAGAACCCCAUCGUUAAGAUGGUUGACACAUCAGUACCAUUAUCUGCUAGAUAA